AGUUGGUGGCAAUUUACAACGGGACAGAAGCAAAAGGAGAAGUUUGUGUCUUAUGAUAGGCUAUUUUAUUGCCAGAGGAUCUACGGUCAUAUUUGAUGAUUUUUUGUCAGUUUAACGUGAAAAACGGAGACUUAUCAAAGCGGCUGUUUAUUGAUUACAUGACGUCAUGGUCAAGUUGACGGAGCAAGAAAGACUCACUGUCAGAACCGUUUGGGAAAACCUUGAUAUUGAUGAGAUUGGACCACAAAUUUGGACAAGAGUUCUGAUUGUCUACCCCUGGACUGAGAGAUAUUUUGGCACCUUUGGAGACAUCUUCACAAACACUGCAAUUCUGAACAACGCCAAGGUUGCCGCCCAUGGAAAGGUUGUGCUGAACGCUCUGGACAAAGCGGUGAAGAACAUGGACAGGCUCAAAGACACUUACGCUUCUCUGAGCAGGUUGCACUAUGAAGAACUCAACGUGGAUCCAGAUAACUUCAGACUGCUGGCAGACUGCAUCACCGUCACCGUCGCCUGUAAACUCAAGAGCGCCAUGAACCCUCAGGUCCAAGCAACAUGGCAGAAGUUUCUGUCUGCUGUAGUUGAGGCCAUGAACAGUCAGUACAAAUGACUUCAAGUGUGGAUAACAUGUUCAAAAUAAACCAAUGUGUAUCCUUGUCUGUUUGUCAGCUUAUCCUCAAUGGCAGAAUUUGAUUUCCAGUUCAGUUAUCAUUUCAAAUGUCAGAUAAAUUAAAAUGACCUGAUGUAUGUAAUAUCUGGGCACCUCAGAGUUUUCAAAACCUAAGAGUGUCAUAUCCACCCUUUUUAAAUUAAUUUAAUUUACAUAGCACUGAUUCCCAGAAAAAGUCCUUACAGGAUACUUAGAGAACUUAAACAAGUUAAAAGUCAUGUUAAAUGCAUUCCAUUCAUCCAUCCAUCCAUCCAUCAUCAAUACUUAGUACUAUUCAUGAUCACAGGGGGUCUGCUAGAUUCAUUGUGUUCUAUCAACAAUAUAAAGUACAUCAUUCACAGAAUACAACAGUUUACUGUACAUACAGUUUUAUUAUGUAAAGUUCAAAUGUUAUAGGAACAAUCUAAUAAAAGAUCAUUU
This is a messenger RNA of Cololabis saira (Pacific saury), 1090 nucleotides long. Its product is annotated as hemoglobin cathodic subunit beta-like. The transcript has 3 exons. The record is from RefSeq and is a predicted model, not a curated record. Gene Ontology annotation, biological process: oxygen transport; hydrogen peroxide catabolic process. Gene Ontology annotation, molecular function: oxygen binding; organic acid binding; heme binding. The coding region runs from base 167 to 610 and encodes 147 amino acids. Gene Ontology annotation, cellular component: blood microparticle; haptoglobin-hemoglobin complex; hemoglobin complex. NCBI's taxonomy places the organism in Eukaryota, Metazoa, Chordata, Actinopteri, Beloniformes, Belonidae.